This is a messenger RNA of Pelecanus crispus (Dalmatian pelican), 808 nucleotides long. Lineage: Eukaryota; Metazoa; Chordata; Aves; Pelecaniformes; Pelecanidae. The record is from RefSeq and is a predicted model, not a curated record.
AUGCUUGCCGGGCUGUGUCUUCAUGUCUUAUAUUUCUGUGGUUUGGGCUGCUAGUUAGAGAAGAAGAAAUCGACAUAUGGAGUGAUUCUUACCCAUGGAGCUGGAGGAGAUAUGAAUUUCCCUCACUUAGUAUCUUUGGCAGCCUAUCUUGCAUCCCAUGGAGUUCUGUGCCUGCGGUUUACUUGUAAAGGCCUUAACAUUGCUUAUAGGACUAAGGCCUUCAAAACAGUUGUGGAAUACUUAAAGCUUUCUGAUGAUUAUAAACUUUCGGGCGUCUUCCUUGCAGGCCGUUCCAUGGGCUCACGAGCUGCUGCCUCUGUGAUACGUCAUCUUAGCCAGGAGGAUGACGAUGACUUCAUUCAAGGUCUAGUAUGUUUAUCUUACCCAUUGCAUCGACCAAAGCUUCAGUCCAAGCUCCGGGAUGAAGAUUUAUUAUUAAUCAGGUGUCCGGUGCUGUUUGUCUCAGGAUCAGCAGAUGAGAUGUGUGAAAAACAAUUGCUAGAAGGUGUGGCAAGCAAAAUGAAAGCCCCUAAAAAAAUCCACUGGAUUGAUAAAGCAAACCAUGGGAUGGCAGUCAAAGGACGAACAACAGAUGAUGUCAUGGAAGAAAUCAAUGCCCAAGUUUUUUCUUGGCUUAGAGAGAAUAUUGAACUGGAGCACAAAUGAUUUGCAGUGUUUAAGCAGUAUCUUCAUUUAGCUUUUCCUAAAUACAGCAAAUUAGAGUUUGUUAUUUCUGAGAGACAUAUUUUUAAAACAGGUAUUUUCAGAGGUCUAAGUGUAAAUGCAAAUAAAACAUUUUUGUAUGAAU